CAAAUUUCGCCGAAGACAGCUUAUAAGUGCCAAAGCGUUCUUUGGAUAUCACAAUCGAAAGGUUUCGAUCAUUUUUAAAGCAAUUGCGGAAAUCUCGUGACUGAGAGUAAUAUAGGUCAAAACGGUCGCAUAACAAACCUCUCGUUUACCGACCGAAGCAUUAGAAUCCGUCUCUCAAAUGGAUCUAGGCUGCCGCGUUGUCCGAGGUCCCGACUGGGAGUGGGAAGAUCAAGAUGGUGGCGAAGGUUGUAUAGGCAUCGUGGUUCAKGGGGGUGAAGAGACUGCAGAGGGUACGGUAUGGGUCCAGUGGGAAGCUGGAAGAUUGGCAAACUAUCGAGCCGGAUUUGAUGACAAAAAGGAUUUGAGAGUGUAUGACAGUAGCGGAAAAGGAGUGAUUCACACACACGUCAUGUGCGAUGGAUGCAAUCAGAACCCCCUUCUGGGCAUGCGCUGGAAGUGUCUGAAGUGCGACGACUUUGAUCUAUGUACAAAUUGUUACAUGGCUGAUACUCACGACUUGGAGUGUGAAUUUAUAAGAAUUGAUGAAUCACGAGGACAAGGAAUUCCAGUGGGUAAGCGAGAAGGAGCUGUCAAAACCCCAGCAACUGGUAUGUUCAGCGGAGCUCGAGUUUCCCGUGGUCCAGACUGGAAAUGGGGGGAACAAGAUGGCGGCAAAGGAGGAGAAGGAACUGUAAUUGCUUUGCGCGAAUGGAAGAAAGAAACGAUGAAAAAUGGUGUUGCAGUUCGAUGGGAUCGUACCAAGAACGAAAACGUAUAUAGAAAUGGCGCCGACGGCAAGCUUGACCUAACCGUGAUAACCCCAGAGUCUGGUGGAUUCUAUUACAAAGAACACUUACCAGGCCUGGUAGCUCGUUCCAAGAAAACGGUCAGUGGUUUUACAACAGGGGAUAGAGUCCGCAUAGUUGUAUCAAUGGACGAACUUAUCAAAAUGGCCGAAGGUCAUGGAGGAUGGAAUGCAAACAUGGAAGAGUGCAUUGCAAAAGUUGGCGUUGUGUACGAUUUUACAAAAUCAGGUGACGUCAUAGUUAGCUACGACGGUGUAAAAUGGCGGUUGACGCCUUCAGCUAUCGCACAGAUUCCCAAGUAUAAAGCAGGAGACAAAGUCUUAGUGAGCAGCGACAAGAAGUUCGUAAUGGCGAUGCAAGAAGGACAUGGUGGUUGGAAUGACAAGAUGAAAACGAUACUGGGAAUGAUAGGUACUAUCAAGGUUGUACACGAAGAGGACGGGGAUGUCGUAAUGUCAGUUGAGGGUAACAUUUGGCUUGUUAAUCCAGCAAUUCUAACUCUUCACGAAGCCGCCAAGGAUGAUAGUGAUGAUGAAAACACGAGCAAUCCAAUCGAAAGCUUCCUCAAACAACAAGUUCAACUUCAAAAAAUGCUGUCCCAGAUGUUUAUGCCAGAUCAAAAUGGUUCUGAUAACGAAGAGGACACUAGUCAAGAAGGAAAAGCUUUAGUGAAUGCAGCAUCUAAUGGUCAUUUAUCGCGCGCAAAACGAAUACUCAACGCACAUCCUGAACUGGUGAACUACAAAAUCAUGGGGAAAACAAGUCUCCAUCUCGCCUGCCAUAGUGGGCACAGCGAUAUCAUCAAGCUUCUCCUGGAAACACCAAACUGUGACACGAACAUCAAGGAUUCGCAAGGCUACGUAGCUAUUCAUCAUGCGGCUUAUGGAGAUAAAUCUGGUGAAGCCCUCAAAGUCAUGUUAGCGCAUGAUGAAGACCCCAAUACCGCUGACAACGACCAAAAGAGUACGCCGUUGCACCUUGCUGUAAAAGAAACCAACGUGAAUGCUGUUAGAUGUCUGGUGCAGAGCGAAAAGUGCGACGUCAACUUGCAGGAUGCAGUUGGCGACACCCCUCUGCAUGACGCAAUACAGCUACGAAGUAACGCAAUCGUCGACCUGAUUUUAGACGCUCCUCGCCUCAACCUCACUUUGAAGAACCAAAAGGGUUUCAAUUGUUUGCAAAUCUCUGCAUUUCGAGGAAACUCUUACGCAGCGAGAAAGCUUCUUUCCAGGUCUCCAGAGUUGUUGAAUGUAGCAAAAGAAGACGGUUUUACUUCCCUUCACUUGGCUGCUGUGAAYGAUCAUUGYGACAUAGCUGAAGCGCUACUGGAACACCCCGACUGCAAAGUCGACGCUCUCACUAAAAGCUACCAGACUCCCCUAAUGCUUGCAGUACACGAAGGAUACUUAACAAUGGUCCAGAUACUAGAACAGAAAGGAGCGAACGUUAACCAAACAGACGAGGAUGGUGACACWCCUCUACACAUGUCACUGAUGAGAGAGAAAUUCACCUCCUCGGGRAUGGGAAUGAUGUUAAGUAUUCUUGGCAACAGUCCUGGGUCUUUUGUUGACAUUUCUCGCUAUUUGAUAUCCCAUGGAGCGGAUGUUCGUAAGCCAAACAGAAUGGGCAAGACACCGAUGGACUAUGGUGAAGGAUCAAAGUUACAAGAAGAACUCAAGGAAGCGUACUCAAAAACAAAAACUGAAGAAGAAGACGAAAAACCUCCUAUGAAAAUCGUGAACGAGUUUGGAACCGUCAAAACUGAUCAACCAAUGGUGACAGACGACGACCAAAACUCCUCACUACCUGACGAUGAACUGGUGAAUGUCACUCAAGGAAGCGAAUCUGAUGGAAUAUCGCAAAACAACUCACMCAAACAUAUUGGGAUUAAAGCAGUGCAUCAACAGACCGAAGAGAAUUUUCAAAAUGGCGAGGCUGACACCCCCAUAAUAAAAAAGAAACGGACAGACGACGAGGACAGCGAGUGUUUGAUUUGUGUCGAUGGUGAAGCUCACGUUAUCUUUGAGCCUUGUGGACAUUGUAUUAUGUGUGAAG
Exaiptasia diaphana is the source of this 2861-nucleotide messenger RNA. RefSeq names its product E3 ubiquitin-protein ligase MIB2. The record is from RefSeq and is a predicted model, not a curated record. Gene Ontology annotation, molecular function: zinc ion binding; protein binding; ubiquitin-protein transferase activity. Gene Ontology annotation, biological process: protein ubiquitination. Gene Ontology annotation, cellular component: cytoplasm. NCBI's taxonomy places the organism in Eukaryota, Metazoa, Cnidaria, Anthozoa, Actiniaria, Aiptasiidae.